AUGGCUUCCCUAGCGACGGCAUGCCGUCUUUCGGCCAGGCUAAUCGCCCGGAGAGGGCCCGCCGAUGCCUCAAUUCGAGGUUUCACCACAUCCACACGAUGCCUCGUUACGCAAAAUUUUACCAUGCCGGCCCUUUCGCCGACCAUGACGGAGGGAAAUAUUGCCACCUGGAAGGUUAAGGAGGGCGAGUCGUUCGCUGCUGGCGACGUGCUGCUCGAGAUCGAGACCGAUAAAGCCACCAUGGACGUCGAGGCCCAAGAGGAUGGGAUGGUCGCCAAGAUUAUCGCCGGAGAUAACUCCAAGGCUGUUCAAGUCGGCACACGAAUUGCCGUCAUUGCUGAACCGGGCGAUGAUCUGUCUUCCCUCGAGAUCCCGGCCGAGGAACCCGCCGGACAACAGCAGCCUCAGUCGUCCUCCAAGGAGGAGACCAAGAGCGAGAGCAGCCCCGAGGGAAAGCCGGCGUCGCUCCCUUCCGACGGAAAGAAACACGAGCAAAAAUACCCUCUUCUCCCCUCCGUCCAGCACCUGGUCCACCUCCACAACAUCGACCCCGAAACCGUCUCCCGCAUCCCCCCAACCGGACCCCAGGGCCGCCUCCUCAAGGGCGACGUCCUCGCCUACCUCGGCACCAUCAACGCCGCCACCCCGGCCACGAUCACCGAGCGUUUCACCAAGCUCUCGCACCUCGACCUCAGCAACAUCAAGGUCGCCGCCGCCAAGGUCAAGGCGGAGACGAAAGCGGAGGCCGCACCCACCCCGGCAGCCGCGGCGGAACAACCUCCCACCCCGGAACCAGACUCCGAGGUCGUCGUGCCCCUCUCCCUCGCCAAGGUCGCCGAGACCCAGCGCCGCAUCCAGGACACCCUGGGCGUCUACCUGCCCCUGGCCACCUUCGUCGCCCGCGCCGCCGAGUUCGCCAACGACGACCUGCCCCCGUCCGCCCGCCCGCCCACCGCCGACGAGCUCUUCAACCAGGUCCUCGGCCUCGACAAGCUGCAGCCGCGCGGCACCUCCCGCGGCUUCUACCUCCCGCAGGUCGAUGCGCUGCCCCAGUCUGCCAUCCGCGCCGCCGCCGCCGCCGCGCCCCGCAGCAAAUCUGCCGACCUUAUCGACAUACUCGCCGGCACUGCCAAGAAGACGAAGCCUGCUUCCGCUGUAACCGGCUUGUCUCAGAAUGACACGAAUGUCGUCAGCGUGACCGUGCCCAAGGGCGACGAGAAACGGGCGAGGGUCUUCCUGGAGAGGGUCAAGGUGAUUUUGGAGCAGGAGCCGGCGAGGCUCGUCUUGUGA
Sodiomyces alkalinus F11 is the source of this 1290-nucleotide messenger RNA. RefSeq lists its product as hypothetical. Gene Ontology annotation, biological process: pyruvate decarboxylation to acetyl-CoA. The coding region runs from base 1 to 1290 and encodes 429 amino acids. Gene Ontology annotation, molecular function: dihydrolipoyllysine-residue acetyltransferase activity. The record is from RefSeq and is a predicted model, not a curated record. The transcript has 2 exons. Gene Ontology annotation, cellular component: pyruvate dehydrogenase complex. NCBI's taxonomy places the organism in Eukaryota, Fungi, Ascomycota, Sordariomycetes, Glomerellales, Plectosphaerellaceae.